This is a messenger RNA of Colletotrichum tamarilloi, 1686 nucleotides long. RefSeq names its product amino acid permease. The transcript is spliced from 3 exons. Gene Ontology annotation, cellular component: membrane. The record is from RefSeq and is a predicted model, not a curated record. Gene Ontology annotation, molecular function: amino acid transmembrane transporter activity. The coding region runs from base 1 to 1686 and encodes 561 amino acids. Gene Ontology annotation, biological process: amino acid transmembrane transport. NCBI's taxonomy places the organism in Eukaryota, Fungi, Ascomycota, Sordariomycetes, Glomerellales, Glomerellaceae.
AUGGCUUCAGGGAUGGAAGAAAAGACUGUCGGCCUCAGCCGUGCCGACAGCACCAACAGCAACAAGCUCGGGACUGUCAUGUCUGGCACCAAUGCUGCUGUUGCUCAACAGUAUGGCGAGACCCAGCGUGGUCUCAGCCCUCGCCAUGUCCAGCUGAUGGCUAUCGGAGGUUCUAUUGGUACCGGUCUUUGGGUCGGUAUUGGCGGUGUCUUGUCCAAGGCCGGCCCUCUCAGUCUCGUUCUCGGUUACACUUUCUGGGGUCUCCUCUUCAUCUGGCCGCUCAACUUGUCUGUCGCCGAAAUGUGCGCCUACCUGCCCAUUCGCGGUACCAUCUUCGAACUCGCCUCUCGCUUUGUUGACCCUGCUCUCGGUUUCGCCAUGGGAUGGACUUACUUCUUCGCCGGUCUCAUGUUGGUUUGUACGGAAUACAGCGCUGUCGCAACGGUCAUUCAAUACUGGAACGCGGAUAUCAACCCGGCUGCCUGGAUUGCCGUGGCCAUGGUCUCCUGUGUGGCGGUCAACUUGGUUGCAGUCAAGUACUACGGAGAAUCCGAGUUCAUCAUGGCUUCGACAAAGGUCAUACUGCUGAUCGGCCUGUGCCUUAUCACCCUCAUCACCAUGUCCGGCGGCAACCCUAUGAACGACGCCUAUGGAUUCCGUAACUGGGGCGACGGCAACUACAUCCACGCCUACUUCACCGACGGGUCGACAGGGAGGUUCUUGGGAUUCUGGAAGGUUGUCAUCUACGCUGCCUUCACCAUUGCCGGUCCCGACAUGAUCGCCCUCGCCGCUGGUGAGAUCCAAAACCCCCGCCGCACCAUCCCCCGCGUCGCCAAGCUCAUCUUCUACCGCCUUGUCGGUUUCUACGUUGUCGGUGUUCUGUGCGUCGGCAUCAUCUGCAGCUCCCGCGACCCUGGCUUGCUCGGCGCCAUUGAGAGCGGCGAGCCCGGUGCUGGUGCUUCCCCUUGGGUCGUUGGUAUCAAGAACCUCCACAUCAAGGCUCUUCCCGAUAUCAUCAAUGCCUUCAUUCUCCUCUCUGGAUGGUCCUGCGGUAACGCUUACCUCUACUCGACUUCCCGCACUCUAUAUGGUCUCGCUCGCGACGGACAGGCCCCCAAGUUCCUCCUCAAGUGCACCAAGGCCGGUGUUCCUAUCUACUCCGUCCUUGUCGUCACUGUCAUCUCCUGCAUCACCUUCCUUGUCUCGUCAAACAGCGCCGUCGAUGUCUUCUUCUGGUUCGUCGACUUGACCACCACCGCCCUGAUCAUGACCUACACCUUCAUGCUCAUCACCUACAUGGGCUUCUACCGCGCCCGCAUGGCCCAGAACUUCCCUCCCGAGACGCUCCCCUACCUGUCUCCCUGGACCCCGUACUUCCCCGGUCUGGCUCUGCUUUUGGGCAUCCUGGCUCUCAUCUUUGUCGGUUUUGACAACUUCUAUCCCUUCAGCGUGAGAGGCUUCAUCACCUCCUACUUUGGCCUCAUCUUUGGUGUCGUCACCUUUCUCAUCUGGAAGGUUCUGAAGAGGACCCGCUUCGUUCACCCCAAGGAGGCAGAUCUCAUCAGCGGAAAGGCAGAGGUUGAUGCCGAGUGCCGUCAUUGGGAGGAGGGUGGCAUCGAGGAGGUGGAGAGAGCGAGACUGGCUGAGAUGUCUUUCGUUAGGAGAACCUGGGAAAAGAUGUGGUAA